This is a messenger RNA of Morchella importuna, 264 nucleotides long. RefSeq lists its product as uncharacterized. Bases 1 to 264 code for a protein of 87 amino acids. The transcript has a single exon. The record is from RefSeq and is a predicted model, not a curated record. Lineage: Eukaryota; Fungi; Ascomycota; Pezizomycetes; Pezizales; Morchellaceae.
AUGUCCAGCACAUCUCUCCAGCGCACCUCUUUCGACUCCACGACCACCACCUCGACGGCCCAGCGUCCUCUGCUCGAGCGUGCACAGGGCAGCGGUGAUGUAAAGGCGAAGAUCAAGGCUGUCUUCAAGAAGGCCAAGUCCACCGAGGAACAGGGGCAGGAACAGGGUAGGCAGGAGGAUGGAAAGAAGAAGGUCGCUGUUCCGGGAAGUGUCAAGCAGGGGAGCUUUGGCGGGGAGUCGAGUCAUAUGAGGAUGCAUAUGUAG